UCCCGUGCAAAACUCAGUCUUUCAGUCGUUCAUCGAACCGUUUUCCCUGAAAGAAACAAUUCCCUAAAAGAAUCGACUGCAACGCGUCGCGUGUUCCAUCGCCGUCGUUGUCGUCGCCGUUGCCGUGCCGUUUCCGUGCAGUUGCCGUGCCGUUGCCGUGCAGUUGCCGUGCCGUCCUGUGUUUGGUAAAAUGUUUUCUAUCAACUGCAGUGCAUGUCGGCGAAAGAAUGUCGGACUCGUAUCCGCUGCAUGAAUGCGUGUUUAACGGUGAUACGCGUAAACUUUCGUCACUGCUCAGGACGCACGAAAUUGCCGAAAAAGAUAAACAUGGCAACACACCACUUCACUUGGCGGUUAUGCUGGGAAGAAAAGAAUGUACCUUUCUUUUGCUUGCACACGGCGCACCGGUUAAAGUAAAAAACUCACAAGGAUGGUCCCCGCUAGCGGAGGCGAUCUCCUACGGAGAUCGACAGAUAAUCAGCUCAUUGCUGCGCAAACUGAAGGAACAGGCGCGCGAACAGAUGGAACAGAGGCGCCCGAACCUGGUGAAAGCACUGAACCAGAUGGGUGACUUCUACAUGGAGCUAAAGUGGGACUUUCACUCGUGGGUACCGCUGAUCUCCCGCAUCCUACCCUCGGAUGUGUGUAAAAUCCACAAAUCUGGUUGCUCGAUCCGGCUCGAUACGACGCUGGUCGACUUUUCCGACAUGCGAUGGGAGCGUGGCGACAUUUCAUUCAUCUUUAAGGGUGAAAACUCUCCGAAGGACUCGCUGACGGCGCUCGACAACGAGUGCCGUUGCUACCAGCACGUACGCCACGAGGAGACGGAGCUGGAGAUCGAGGACGAGGUGGACAUUCUGAUGUCCAGCGACAUCCUGGCGGCGCAAAUGUCCACGAAGGGUAUUAGUUUUACGAAAGCACAAUCCGGCUGGAUCUUCCGCGAGGACCGGAGGGAAACGGUGGCCGGACAGUACGACAGUGAUCUCUACACAAUAAACGGACUGACACUGGAGCAGCGCAAACGACGCGAACACCUAUCCCGGGACGAUUUGCAGAAGAACAAGGCACUGAUGGAGUCGUUGACGAAGGGUGGACAGGCCGGGCAACCGGGUACGAUCGAUCAGAAUGGGGAAAUUUUCCGGAGGGCCUCAUUGCAGCCACCACCAACAAGUGGCGUCCGCUGGGAAGACUACAUUGCAGCCGAGCCAGGGCAGUACCCGAACCUAGGCCGGGAACUAGUUUAUAAGGAGUCGAGUAAGAAUUUUAAAGCAACAGUAGCUAUGAGCAAAGACUUUCCCCUUAGCGUGGACAUGCUGCUAAACGUGCUGGAGGUGAUAGCGCCGUUCAAGCACUUCAGUAAACUGCGCGAGUUCGUCACGCUGAAGCUGCCGAGUGGCUUUCCGGUGAAGAUCGACAUCCCCAUUCUGCCGACCGUGUCGGCCAAGAUAACCUUCCAGAAGUUCGAGUUCCGGGAUGACAUUUCGCCCGAUCUAUUCGUCAUCCCAGAUGACUACAAGGAGGACACGAUGAGGUUUCUCAUCUAUUUUAUAGAUUUCCUGAUUUAUGACCUUUCGAUUUCGACCGAGUAAAUUCAUGCGGCACAUCGUUACCGCCCAGUACAGCCCAACAACUGGCACCCGCCAUCGAACCUCGGGAAGGCGGAAAUAUCCUCAUCGUUCCCGUCUACGGUGGAGCCGUCUUUUGUGGGCCCAAGGGGAAAUUACCGUGUUCUCCACACUUCGUCGUACCUUUGUCAUCCAGGAUCUAGAGUGAAGUAAUUUGUGGCAAAACCUCAUUUACGCCCGAACGCACUUGCCCAUACGGUGGCAUGCGAUCGAUGUGAUUUUGGAUUAGCUGUUUUAAUGCCGGGAGGGUCGGCCGAAUGCGAAUAGAAAACUAUGUCAAGGACGUGUUCUGGAUACACUCAAGUAUUUCAACGUUGUGGUUGUACGGGCCCUGCUCCUCUACUCCGAGUGGGGUCGCCUAUAUUUUGUAGUUCUAAAAAAAUGGGCUUAGGGCUCUGUUGUAUUCAAGACCUGUAUAGGCUAGUAGUUUAUUAUUUGUGUGUUGAAAGAUGGAGGAAAGAAUUGACGACAGGAGUUUACGUUUUGCAGCCGAGCCCACAUGUAUUGUGUUUCCUCUUAUCCUCCUUCUUUCGACCGGAAAUAGACUACGAGUCCAUCCGCAGUCUAUCUACAAACAUACAGGAUAGGGCGAAUUUUUGUCUAAAUUAUUCCUACACGAAUGAAUUAAAAAUCACCAGCUAACCAUAAAGAAACCAACAAAACAAAAACAAAGACAUAAGCAAUGAACACUACUCUUAAAGAACACAGGAUAAUCGUAAGAGAAAUCUUAAUUUAAUUGUGAAGAUUAUUGAUUGCAAUCGUAAGAUAUCAUUUUUUUAUAUAAGCAGGGGCGACGGAGAGCAUAAAGUCUUGGAAAAGCAUCGCAGAAAUUUGGACGUUUGGUAUACAAAACAUGUAAUGAAAAAAUAUUGAAAUCCCAAAAGUGAAUAUUGAAUUGAAUUAUUACUGGAAACUCGAAGCACACAAACAAAACAAAAAGGAUGAAAAAUGAGAAGACAAAUUUUACCCAAGAAAAAUAACAAAAUUUAAAGGAAAAACCCUUUGUUCGGCGUCUAGUAAAAAAACGUAAAAUGUAUGUCCACGCAAGUAGAAGCUUGCGUGUAGAUAAUUGUUUUUACAGGGAACCCCCAAAAUCAUCCAACAAAUCCCAUCCAGUUGUCUAUUAUUACACUGUUUUCGCAGUGCCUGCGAAAGGUUUCGGAAUGGCGCGACUUUUUCCCACGGUGGCAGAAAAUAUCCUUCUCAUUGCCUCACCGCCACCGUGUGCACGAAGUUCAUGUACCGCACGGAUGUGACAGGCCUGUAUCCUUGUAGGACUAACUCUUCUGUGUGUGUAUGUGCAUCUGUGUUAAAAAGCUGACGGAUAGAUGAUAAACUAGAAAAAAGCCCUUCGGAGGAAGGCGUUUGUAGAGGGGAGAACGGUGUAAAAAUGCAUCAGCAAAUGAAACAGGAGUGAAACAUCUGCAGCAGAAGGAACCCUACCAACAGAAUUGUAUAUCAGUCAACCAAAAUCGGCAAUUUGUAAGAUGUUUCUUAUGUGAAGAAGUGGAAGAACCUAGCAAAGACGCAGUUAGGGAAAUAAGAUAAAUCUAC
Molecule: messenger RNA, 3179 nt
Organism: Anopheles coustani
Lineage: Eukaryota; Metazoa; Arthropoda; Insecta; Diptera; Culicidae
Product: ankyrin repeat domain-containing protein 13C
Exons: 6
Coding region: 228-1589 (453 amino acids)
Cellular component (GO): cytoplasm
Molecular function (GO): protein binding
Source: RefSeq, a predicted model, not a curated record